Carassius gibelio (silver crucian carp) is the source of this 4084-nucleotide messenger RNA. It is a transcript of the gene plekho1b, whose product is annotated as pleckstrin homology domain containing, family O member 1b. The record is from RefSeq and is a predicted model, not a curated record. Gene Ontology annotation, biological process: regulation of myoblast fusion. NCBI's taxonomy places the organism in Eukaryota, Metazoa, Chordata, Actinopteri, Cypriniformes, Cyprinidae. The transcript is spliced from 6 exons. Bases 369 to 1565 code for a protein of 398 amino acids. Gene Ontology annotation, cellular component: ruffle membrane; muscle cell projection membrane.
AGAGGGACCUCACAGCCAUAAGUUCUCCAGCUCACAGAACUCCACAGAGACACACACAUGACGGCAGUAGAUCGACGAAGAUGAUGGCACCAGCACAAACUCAUCUGCUGCUCUAGAAAGCACAUUUCUCAGAUCUGUCUGCGUGACCACAAAGAAAAGGCCGUCGGAUGAUAAUCUGCAGGACACUGAAUGGAAGUAAAUAGACAAGAGAAGGCGUGAGAUACAAACGGGGAAGCGACUCAUUCAACACCGAGCUCUUCUUUGAGUGCAACGUUUUCAUUUUGUUGCGUUGUGGACAACACGCUGUGCACGAAAGGAUCUGGAUUUAGCGGUGGGAGUUUAGUCGGGAAGCUCCGUUUUUUUGAGCCAUGAAGAAGAACGGUUCAACAAAGCGGGGCCCUCAGGAUGUUAAUCAACAGCCCGUACAGCCCGACAAAACUGGCUGGAUUCGCAAGUUCUGUGGCAAAGGAAUUUUCAGGGAAAUUUGGAAAAACAGAUUUGUUAUACUGAAAGGAGACCAACUCUACAUUUCCGAAAAAGAGGUCAAAGAUGAGAAGAAAAUCCAGGAGGUGGUGGAUCUCACCGACUACGAGAGGUCUGAAGAACUUCGCAAGGCCAAAAGCAGGAGUAAAAAGAAUCACAGCAAGUUCACGCUUCUACGUUCGCGGCAGCCAGGCAACACGGUCCCAAAUCUGGUGUUUUUGGCUGUCAGUCCAGAAGAGAAGGAGUCAUGGAUCAAUUCAUUAAACGCAGCCAUCACUAGGGCCAAGAAUCACGUGUUGGAUGAGGUGACAGUGGAAGAGGACAGCUUGUUGGCCCAUCCGACGCGCGACAGAGCUAAGAUACCCCACACUCGCCGUCUGCCCACCCGCGGGCAUCUCAUGGCUGUGGCUUCUACCACAAACUCGGAUGGCAUGCUGACACUUGACCUCAUCCAGGAAGAAGAUGUCCCCUCCACACAGUGUCAGGACUCUCACGAGGAUACCCUCGACAAAGCUGCUUCUCAGCACUCCAUCACGGACACCUCCAAGCUCUCAAACUGUAAAGAGACACCUGGAAAGUCCCAGAGUCUGCCGCGGAAAAGUGAGAGCGCCUUCGACUGGUCAGAGAACCAAAGGACGCCACAGUUCAGCAAAAAAAAUGGCACAUCUGACAAGAACCGCUGCGCUUCCAUGGAUGAGAUCCUGACGCACUGCGAGACGCGAGCGCUCCCUCACUGCUCGACUUCAGCGCCCGUGCAGCCCAUCAGCCAGCUCCAGGAUCUCAUCACCCAGAAGCUAGAAAGAACUCAAAAACUGCUGACUGAGGUACGGGGGCAAGGCAAGGGGAAGAGCUCGCCGGCUGGGAAGAGCUCAGGUCUGGAGGGUCAGCGGAUGGAGGCAGAGAGGCUUCUGGAGGAGGCAACGUCCACUUGGGGACAGGCUCGUGACGUGCUGGAGGAAGUGAAAGAACUCCGAGCAUUAUACAAGCAGCUUGACCCCGCCUCUUCCGUCACACUCAGUCCUCCACAGAACGGCAAACUAAACAGCCCUCAACAAGCAAACCACCAGAAAAGCAAGAUGUGAGAUCAUACAAAGUCCUCCAUGGCGCCAUUUUUCAGUAAACUCUUCCUGUUGACUGCUUUAGCAUUGCUGGAAUCGACAAAAAAUGAAAUAACAUGAGCUAUACGUGUAUGUAUGCAUUGUUAAAGAGCAAAUCUAGUUUCUUCCACUCCCUACUAUCAGAGUCAGAGCAGAAAUACGAGGGCCUGGUGGUUUUACCAAACACAAGCUGUUGCGUCGUACCCGGCGCUAUCAGUUUUCACAGUGACGUCGACAGGGACAGUAAAAGAUCCGAGUCAUUGAGCGGCCCAUCAGGGUAAGACAGGGUGAGAAACACCAGACGGCGGUGAUGUUGUCAUCAUCACCAGCCAAUCACAAUGUGAAUGUUUUCCUUCUGAUUCAUAAUACACUGGAGGAGCUUCGUUUCGAAAUGGUUGCAGACCUCAAGGGUCAUUUGUGUGUGUAAUAAUAAUAAUAAUAAUGCCCAGCACACUUGCUCUGCUGUUAACACAAACUAAGCUCAUAAUAAGAUGCAAUCAGGAUGCAGCCAAAGGCGUUUGGCGGGAACGAUCACGGACAGCUGAGCGUGUUCCUUGUCCGGGGGCACUCAAUAUCCAAUUGUGAACAAAGCCAUGAACAUGAACACAGAUGACGUCUGGUGCCAGUGUUGCAUUGGAAAGUCAGCUGCCAUUAAAGACGAGACUCCAUGCAGUAAAGGAAACUAUUAAUAAUUACACAUUUGCACUAUGGAGAAUGCUGUAAAACGAGAGUGACACUGGCAAGCUAUCUUUUCAAACCUAAGAGGCAGAACAGACAAUCUACUGUAGGUAGGGAAACAUGGGGCGUGUAGCUCCUAGUCUUUACACCUAAGUGGUAUUCUGAAAAUAUGUUGGCAUCUCUGAAAAUCAAAAGCUGCCUUAGUGUAUUUUCAAAAGGGCACAUGCAAACUGCAUUUCAAACUCUUCAAAGACUCUGAAUGCUUGUAUAUUUUAAUUUUCCAAAAUUUACCUACAAGUUGCCUGCACCUCAAGAGAAGCUUUUAAAGCAGGAUUUUAUUUUGCUUGCGCUUUGCAGGAUUUUCGUCUCUGGGGAACUAUGCAAGGUUGCAUGGGUGAAACUCACAAAAUCGGUCAAGAGUCAUAUUUUGUUCCAAAAUUGCUUUGAGAAAAAGAAGAAAUUGUGAUUUGCUUAAAGUACAUGAAGGUUAUUUGUUAAUUUAAUUAAGAAAGAAGUAAAAAUAUUUUUUUGUUCUUACUUUUUACGAAAAAUCAAGCACAUAUCCCCUCCCAAUUCUCAUUACCAUAAUCAAUUUAUUCUGAUAAAUGCAAUAUAUAUAUAUAUAUAUAUAUAUAUAUAUAUAUAUAUAUUAGAGCUGCACGAUUAAUCGUUAAAAGAUCGCGAUCUCGAUUCAGACACCCUCUCGAUCUCAUUUCUAAAAGACAACGAUUCCCCGAGUCUGUUAAACCUUUGACAAAGUCUUACCGGAUCAUUCAAAUCCGUGCGCGCACUGCCGCUGACACAGAGAGAGCUCCAUGUUUGGUUAAGAAACAUCUUCACAAACAGUCUUUUCAACUACACAGUAUUAUAUCUGUCUUACAGUCAUUUAUAUUAUCACAGAAAUACUGGGAUAAAGUUUAUAGUUUAAAUAUAAACAUUGAUGUCUAUAUGGCAGCAAUCAAAAUAUAACAAAUCCCCUUUUGAAAGUACUGCGCUUUAAAUAACGUUUGUGUCGAUUGCAUUGUUUCACCAAUAGGUGGCGAUAAGUGUCUUAAUUUAUUUGUCAAUGAAUUAAUUUUUCAUUCAAGAGAAUCGUUCAAAAACGCUGAUUCAUUCAGAAAUGAAACAAGUGUAGUAGGUUUAUGAGUGAGUCGUUGAAUCAGUGAUCUAAACAACUUUUUCAUCAUUCUAAUAUUAAAAAAACUGGGGUUUUAAAUAUAUUAUAUAUACACUACCAGUCAAAAGUUUUUGAACCAUAAGAUGUGUAAUGUUUUUUUAAAGUCUCUUCUGCUCACCAAACUAUAUUUAUCUGAUCCAAAGUACAGCAAAAACAGUAAAGUUUUGAAAUAUUUACCAUUUAAAAUAACUGCUUUCACUUGAAUGUAUUUUAAAAUGUAAUUUAUUUCUGUGGUGUGCAGCUGUAUUUUCAGCAUCAUUACUCCAGUCUUCAGUGUCACAUGAUCUUCAGAAAUCAUUCUAAUAUGCUGUUUUGCCGUUCAAAAAAAACAUUAUUAUUAUUAUUAUUAUUAUUAUUAUUAUUAUUAUGUUGAAAACGGAUGAGUAGAUUUUUUUCAGGUUUCUUUGAUAGAAAGUUCAGAAGAACAAUAAUUGUGUGUAAUAGAAAUAUUUUGUUAUAAAUGUCUUUGUCACACUUGAUCAAUUUAAAGAAUCCUUGCAAAAUAAAAUAAUUAAUUUAUAUACUUGUGAUAAUGAUAAUGUUAAUAGUAAUAAUAAUAAUAAAGAAUCGUAGGAGAAUCGUGAUCUCUAUAUGAGAUCAAAAAAUCGUGAUUCUCAAUUUAUCCAGAAUCGUGCAGCCCUAAUAUAUA